Molecule: messenger RNA, 1355 nt
Organism: Pseudonaja textilis
Lineage: Eukaryota; Metazoa; Chordata; Lepidosauria; Squamata; Elapidae
Source: RefSeq, a predicted model, not a curated record
AUGUCUCUGGUGGGGCUAACGGGGGGUGUCUCUCCCCUUCUUCCUUCCCUUCCCUUCCCCUACCCAACCUCCGGAAAGGUCCGGAAGUACCUGUUGCUCCUCGACAUCCGGAAGGACCACGUCAAGUUCUGGCGGCCGCAGAUCUUGCUGAUGGUGGCCAACCCGCGCGGAGGAGCCCAGCUGAUGAAAUUCAUCAACCACCUGAAGAAAGGUGGCCUCUUCGUCUUGGGCCACGUGGAGAUCGGGGACCUCGACACGAUGCCCUCGGACCCCAUCCAGGCGCACUACAACUUCUGGCUCAGCCUGGUGGACAAGCUGAGCAUCAAAGCCUUCGUCGACCUCACUUUGUCGCCUUCCGUCCGGCAGGGGACGCAGCACCUGCUCCGCAUCACGGGACUCGGCGGGAUGAAACCGAACACCUUGGUCCUGGGUUUCUACGAUGACUCGGUCCCCGAGGAUUACUUCCUGCAGGACCCGGCCUUCAGCCAAGCGCGGGAGAACGACGAAUUUGGGGUGGAUUUGGCGGCCUUGCAAGCCCACUUCCCUCCCGUCCGGGUGACGGCUAACCAGCGGGCGCUGAGGCCCUCCGAGUAUGUGGCCAUCGUCUCGGACGCGGUGAAGAUGCACAAGAACGUCUGCCUGGCCCGCUACUUUCACCUCCUCGACAGGGACCUGCUCUCCUCCUCGGCGUCCAAGAAGCGGCUGGAAGGCCGCUACAUCGACGUCUGGCCCCUCAACCUCCUGCGCCCCGACACGCCAACCUAUGUAGACAUCUGCAGCCUCUUCCUCCUCCAGAUGGCCUGCAUCCUCACCAUGGUCAACUCCUGGAAGGGGGCCCGGUUGCGGCUCUUCAUCUGCGUGGAAUCCGGGGACGGCGGCUGGGGGAACAAGGAGGAGAAACUGCGGGAGCUCCUGACCAAGUUGAGGAUCAAAGCCACCAUCAAGAUCGUCGCCUGGGACCAGGUGGCCACCGUCCCUGAGGUCACGGGCGGCGGGGAGGUCCCGGAGAGCCCUCCGUCCGGAGAGACGCGCGGGGGGGGAACCUUCCUCAACGCGGCCACCUUCCGCGUGACGGACGAGUACUUGAGGUCGGUCAACGAGCUGCUCCGGAAGCAAGGCGGGCAGACGGCCGUGCGUUUCCUCUACCUGCCGCGCCCCCCCGCCGACACCUCGCAGUACGAGCGCUACCUGGAGCAGCUGGAGAUCCUCACCGCCGGCUUGGGGCCCACCCUCCUGAUCCACGGCCUGACCCCCGUCACCUGCACCGAGCUGUAAGCGGGCCCGUCCGCGGGUUCGUGGCCCAGCGACGGCCCUCGCUUGUCACCGACGAUGAACGAAACGUGCCUUUUGAGGCG